Babjeviella inositovora NRRL Y-12698 is the source of this 2250-nucleotide messenger RNA. It is a transcript of the gene SEC34, whose product is annotated as Golgi transport complex subunit. The record is from RefSeq and is a predicted model, not a curated record. Gene Ontology annotation, biological process: autophagy; cytoplasm to vacuole targeting by the Cvt pathway; Golgi organization. Gene Ontology annotation, cellular component: membrane; cis-Golgi network; COG complex. Lineage: Eukaryota; Fungi; Ascomycota; Pichiomycetes; Serinales. The transcript has 2 exons. The coding region runs from base 1 to 2250 and encodes 749 amino acids.
AUGUCGGCGCACUUUUCUGCCCUGACCCUUAGUGACCAUGACUACCCGUUCUCAGAAAAAGAGAGAAGUGAGUUGUGGGCACAUAUCGUGCGAUCAUACGACUGCGACAUCGUGCUCGAUCCUCAAUUCCACAUUAGGGCAUUGGAAGCGCAAAACAUCAAAUUCACGAAUUUUCAGAAAAACGCCGAGGCAGAGGCCGCCAACUGCGAUAAACUCAUUUCCCAGACACGAAGCAUUGUAGCUUCCUUGAAGGAGUUAACUGCUAAGUACGACAACGUGGCGCAGGAAACCCACCAGUUCCAGACAUCGGCACAGAAGUUGAUCGAUGACCACAACUCUUUGAUGCUGGUCUACAACGAAAUCAAGGCCAACUUGCUGCAAUUCGAAUCUCUCGAUGAGAUCACCAAGACGCUCAACAACCCCAACGGGGGGAACCUUGUGAAGAAGCGCUCCUUCAGAGACACGUUGCUCAAGCUUGACGAGUGCUUGCUGUUUGUGGAAGCGAAUCUGGACUACAAGGAGGUGGAGCUCUACCAGGUUCGUUUCCGACAGUGCAUGACAAGGGCGUUGACGAUCAUCCGAAGCUACAUUCUCCAGGAGUUCAAGGGCGUGGAGACGGAGAUCUCGCAGCGGAUCAAGGACAUCUCAGUGAAGGACAAGUCCUUAAACAACGUCACCAUUGACGCGUUUCUCUACACCAAGUUUGGCGAAAGAGCCACAUCGUAUGCCGAGUUGCUUGCCGAGAUCAGCAAGCGCGUCGAGAAGCACCCGGAGUACACGGGGUUGCUCCAGGAAUGCGUCGACCAGUACAUCCGCAUCCGCUUCAACCUUCUCCACCCCAUCAUGUGGGACCAUUUAGACCACUCUAUUGUGAAGCAGAAAACGCUCGUGCAGUUUGCCCAGGACAACAUUUCCUUCUUCACUACCUUGAUCAACAAAGAGUUUGACCUCUUUCUGAAGUUUUUCCUUGAAGAAGCUGUGCCAGGUCUGCUAGUGCUGCACGCCCACGAAAUCAACCUCUUUUCGCAGUGGGUCACUGCCAAAUUGUGCGAGCCGUUGUACGACACGUUGCGGAACAAGAUUAUCCGCGAAAGCAGCAUUAACAGUCUCUGCGAAAUGGCCACGUUGCUCCUGAAGUACUACGAGUUUGAAGAAGGCGUUGACAUGUACGAGUUCCUGCCGUCUCAAAGCGCCGAUAAAUUGGACUUUGGCGAGUUUUUCAAGCCGAUUUUGGAGGACGUCCAGUCGCGGUUAGUCUUCCGCGUCCAGUGGUUUGUUGACGAGAAGAUUCUCAAAUACAAGCCGAAGUUUGAGGACUUGAAAAUCGCUCGUUCAAACCUGAUUGCCGCUGGUGACGACGAAUCCCUAUUGCCCCCAGCCGAAGGAAAGGGCUUCAACGACUUAUACCCGCCGCUUUCUCAGUCGAUCCAGCUCUUGUCUCAGAUCUACCAGUUGGUCAACUCUUCGAUCUUUGACGACUUGGCGCACUACAUUGUCCAUUCAUGCAUGAUUGUUUUGAAAACGGGCGCCUACGAGCUUGCCUUGAAGACGUUGGGGCCUAUCGACUCCCAAUUGUACCUCAUGGCCAACUAUCUCAUCUUGCAGAAACUGAUUUCCCAGUUCGAAAUCGAGGUGAUUAGAACCGAAACGACCAUUGACUUUACCGGCUUUAGCAAUAUCAUGAACUACGUCACCAGACGUGGGUCAAGCACCAACACUAACGACAAAAACUUCCUAGAGCUUGCCAAGGACUCUGUUCCCAAGGUGGUCAAAAAUAUGAUUGAUGCUCGGAUGGAAUUGACCAUCGAGUUGCGAACCCUCGUGGACGAUUUCACCAAGACAUUCGUGGCAAACAAAAUCAUGUAUGCCAUUCAAGGCGAUGUUAACUUGGCCACUUCAGUGGAGCAAAUCCACAAGUUGAGAGACAACAUUGACAUCGAGUUGCCUAACUUGCGGAACGCGAUGGUUCUUUUUAUCCAUGACACCCAGGUCAUCGACUUUUUGGUGGACGGGAUCCAGGAGGCUAUCGUCUCGCAGUACGAAGUCUAUUACAAUGACUUGGUCCAUCUUUACUCGACCCCGGGGUCCAACCUCGAGCCACGUCCCAACUUAGAUGACGUGAUGGAAUUGGACACUUUGAUGGGCUUCUUGGGCGAAGUUGUCGGCAAGAUGUACCGCAGUCGGCAAUCCUCUCUAGCCACGGCAGACAUGUUGCCUGAUGACGAUAGUUUGUAUAAUGUCAGUGAUUAG